Molecule: messenger RNA, 613 nt
Organism: Serinus canaria (Common canary)
Lineage: Eukaryota; Metazoa; Chordata; Aves; Passeriformes; Fringillidae
Gene: TCF4
Product: transcription factor 4
Exons: 4
Coding region: 166-480 (104 amino acids)
Biological process (GO): regulation of transcription by RNA polymerase II
Cellular component (GO): transcription regulator complex
Molecular function (GO): RNA polymerase II cis-regulatory region sequence-specific DNA binding; DNA-binding transcription factor activity, RNA polymerase II-specific
Source: RefSeq, a predicted model, not a curated record
AACCAAUUAGGGUCGAAAUAAAUGCUGGGAAGAGAGAGAGAGAGGAGUGCGAGAGGGAGGGAGAGGGGGCGAGGAGCGAGCCUGGCUUCCAAUUGCUCGGUGGGAGAGACGGAAUGAGAAUUUAGGGCAGGUGGCACUUUGCAUUAUUAUUAUUUGGGUUCCCACAUGCCAGGCAAAUCCCGGAGCGGGAUGGAAAUGGACGUUGCUACGUUGAUGACCAAGAUGUUUUCACCUCCUGUGAGCAGCGGGAAAAAUGGACCAACUUCCUUGGCAAGUGGACAUUUUACUGGCUCAAAUGUAGAAGACAGAACUAGCUCAGGGUCCUGGGGGAAUGCAGGACAUCCGAGUCCAUCCCGGAACUAUGGAGAUGGGACUCACUAUGACCACAUGGCGAGCAGAGACCUCGGCUCACAUGACAAUCUCUCUCCUCCCUUUGUCAAUUCCAGAAUACAAAGUAAGAACAUGGAAUUUCUUCCCUGAUUGGGGUGGGGGAAUUGGGAUGCAUUUAUUAGGAAUAAAAUCUGGGCAUAUUCCAAGCCCUCAUCCUCAUUUUGUUGGGCUUGGCCUGAGGGUGGGAACAGGGAUUUGUUGAUGAUAUUUAGUAUUUUAUAUC